Messenger RNA from Anopheles coustani, 8962 nucleotides. RefSeq names its product supporter of activation of yellow protein (gene e(y)3). NCBI's taxonomy places the organism in Eukaryota, Metazoa, Arthropoda, Insecta, Diptera, Culicidae. Gene Ontology annotation, biological process: regulation of DNA-templated transcription. Bases 1059 to 8522 code for a protein of 2487 amino acids. The record is from RefSeq and is a predicted model, not a curated record. The transcript is spliced from 11 exons.
UAUAGGCGUUAAGUGCUGCAGGAAAAUGGUCGUCAGAAUAUAACGGGGCCUCCGAUAGAGAGCGUACCGCAGGUCGUCGUCGUCGUCGUCUUCGUGAUCGACGUUUCCAGCUCGAGUCUAGUGGCGUUGCACUGCUGGUGAAAAGGCACGGGAAAAAGGAAAAGAUGCCAGUAGCAUAAUAAUCGAUACGCUGCGACAGAAUGGUGUGUUUUAGCUGAUCGAAUUGCACGGUGCGUCGUGGCUGCUAGUAGCUUCAGGUGGAACCAAUAAUUUGUUGUUUCUGCUUGUAGCUUUGCCAACGGGCGGAAGGGCACACGUUGGAGAAGUGUGCGCGCGGGGUCGCUCGAAGCGAAAGUGUGCGAUUGGUUCCGGAGUGCAAUGAAUCGUUUUUUAGCAGCAUCUCAGGGUGAAUGUUUUCGUUAUGUGGAAAUAUAUUUUAUUUUCCCUUUUAUUUCCUUUGUUUAGCGUUGCGCGUGUGGUGCUCGCAGCUGAGCAAUUAGGUGGAGGAGAUAUGCGGGUCGGUCGGUAAUUUUCCCGGUGGAAGGAGAAACCUUCUAUGUGCAGGAGGGCCGGAGAGGAAAGUGCGUGAAACGUUUAAAUGUGUAAAACAAGUUUCCUAACCAAAAAAAAACCACAUCAGAGUGCUUGAAUGAAGAAUGUAGUGUGGUUUCCUUCUUUGUUUAAUGGUCGAUUUAAGUGCCUACUACCGGAAGUAGGAGCAGAAACUUUCGCAUGUUCGCAAUGUUAGCGUCAAACGGUGAAUGAGUUGUGCAAAGCAAGGCAUUGGUUGAUACAUCACUAUUUCAAAGGAUUCCAUUCGCGAACCGUCUUGUUGAGAAUGACAUCCACGCGUGCUUUAUGUGUGUACGUUUCGCGGUAAGCCAGGAAAAUGUGCAGCAUCUGUAGCGACCGAAUUUCGAAUGUUACUCAUCCAACUCGGGAAAGAACAACAACAACAACCGGCGGUGGCGUCGCCAAGAGUGGAAGAAGCAGAAGCGUAACGCAAGCGAUCAGCCCGCUUCCGGAAGGCAUCAUUUUCGCUGGUCCAAGUAACAAAGAUGAACUGUGCUGAAAACGAGCCGCAAGAAAUUGAUGGAACCACUCGGGAAGGGCAGAAGCAACAAGUAGUAGUAGCAACGAGCGACCUUUUUUACCACCAACAUCCGCGAAAGCAGGAAGCAGCAGGCGUCGACAGUAGCUGGGCAACGAACGUGAACACCGUCGGAGGAAGGGGGGAUAGUGGUGGUACGUAUCAGCGGCCGGAUCCUUCAGAGGUGGAAAACGAGACGGAACUCCUGAACCACCAUGUCGGUGCCAGCGGUAGCACGAUUUAUCUAACGGCGGAUGGUAACGGUGAAGUCCAUCUUGGUACGACCGGGGAAGCGGAAGCGCGCUCGGAAGAGGAGGACAGUCGACGACGGAGGAAAAACUUCACUAUGCGUGACCCUCAGGAAUCUCACCACAGGCUGCCCCUCGGCGAGGUCGAGUCGGGCGAUGAUAGCGACUGUGUCGUGGUGGCGGCCCCGUCGGAGCGGAAGGUGGAACCGCUGAAGAUCAAUCUGGCGCGCGACCGUGAGCCCAUUCGCACGAUCAUCAAACUCACUCCCGGGACGGGGGGAUCCGUACUGGAUUCCUCCAGUUGCUCCCAGCAACUGUCCCCCACGAUUCGCGAGGUGCCCGGUUCGCCGAAAAUCACGAUAAAGCCCCCGAAACCACCGCCCCCGUCCACGAUGGAAGGACCCGGUGGAGGUGGAGGCUCGUCGUCGUCAUCGAUUGGUAGUACCAAUCAAAAUAGCAAUAGCGUCUUGUCUCAGCCCUCCACGUCAACGACGGCGUUGCCAAACAGUAGCAGCAUUCCAAAGCUUACCAUCAAGCCGGUAAUCAACCCGGCGGAAGAACUACUGACCGUUGAGGCGCCCGCGGAACAGAUGCAAAUUAUUCCUAAGCUACUCAUCAAAGGUUCCUCGCUGGAUGCGUCGAUCCACGGAGUGACGGAGCCACACAUUGUGCCUAAACUUACGAUACGUGGUGUGAACAAUCAUAAUCACCAUUUCCACCAUCAUAACCACCAGCAUCACCCGCCGGAAUCGCAAAGUCAGUCGACAGGGGACGGUGGUACCGGUACACAGGUCGCCGGUGCAUCUGCGUCUGGUUCGCCGACGACACCAUCGACCCCGUUGGUUCCAAAGUUAACGAUAAAAAUGGACAACCACCAUCCGCACCAUCAUCACCAUGUGCAGCAGUCCCAGCAACAUAAUAACCUGCGCAUGAAGGAUGUGGCGGACGCCGGGAGUGGUGGAAGUGGAAACCGGGUUGAAAGUCCCAUUCCCAAGUUGCAUAUUAAAGCGAUCCUUCCCGAGGCCGGUGGCUCGUGCUCAACCCAGUCGCCGCCGUCCAUCGGCGGGAGUGGAUCGAAUGUUUUGGUCACACCGAGUGUAAGCGGCAACAGUUUGACUAGCUCCGAGGGUGUGAAACUCACGAUUAAACCUCUCCCUGAGCCGAAGCUGCCCAAGCUGACGAUCAAAACUACUGGUCUAGGGACGAUCGCAGAAACGAGCGAUGCUUCGAUGGUUUCCUCGACUAGCUGCAGCUUUUCUCCCAAGAUGAUGCCAGCUGGAAUGAUGGUGGUAGGUGGAGGAAAUUCUCAUGACCUGCAGCACCACUAUCACCAUCAUCAGCAACAUAAUCAGAUACAGUUGUUAACCGUGGCGCAGCAGCAACCUGCUUCCCCUAGCGAUCAGCAUUCGAGCAUUAGCUCGAGCUCGAUCCCGAAGAUAACGAUCAAACCGAUUCCAGCGAAGCUAGGAUUACAGCAACAGCAGUCCCCAACUGGUUCAGCAGCUGGAAACGCAUCGAUGGCCGGCGCAGACCUUCCGCAAACCGUACCAAGGCUAACUAUUAAACCGAUUCCGCCACCGCCAACCGAUUCAACGAAGCAGUCGACCGGGGAGGACAGCAACAGCUCCAGCGAAACCAGUAUUAACUCCCUAGAAUCUUCGCCAGUGUCCUCGUCCUGUUCGUCGUCGUCGGUGGCAACUUCGGCGGUUAUUACGACCUCACCGUCGACAUUAAGAAUGACCAUAAAGGUAUCGCCACAACAGGAUGCAUCGUCCGCCAGCACGACAUCGUCCUCGACCGUGACAAAGCUUAACAUAAAACCGAUUCUGCCUCCGCCUUUCCCAAACCCAACCGGAGAGGCGAACGAACCCGGCGCGGAUGAAGUAAGUCCCCCGUCGGAAGGUGAGGUAGACCCGAGUGCUGCACCGAUUGUCAUUCCGAAGGUUACAAUUAAAACGCUCGCUAAUCCACGCAGUCAGGAGACGGAGAUUCUGUCGACACCGAAGGUCACACUUAAACCCAUCCCGAAACCGACGGGACACGAACUGCUGCUGCCAGGAAGCCCGGCCAUGGGACAAUCGGCCGUGGAAAGGCAUUCACCACAGGCACAGGCCGCCGCCAACAGUAUCAGUCACGCGGCGCUCAACAGCAAUAACUCGCCGACAGCCGGGAUGACCGCGUCGGACGGCGGUGGUUCGAUGGAUUCGCCGCGGAUUAUUCUUAAAAUUAACAAAGGAUCUUCAUCCACGACCACGACCAGUUUGGAACAGCAACAGCCACAGUCGGAUGGUAUGGACACGACGGAAAGCAGCUCUAUUAGCCAUCCUCCUCCAAUGGGAGGAUCGUCCAUCCUGGCGAAUGAAUUGAAGCGACCGGCAGCAAACGCCGCAGCUAAUUCCAUCACGCCAUUCUCGUCCUCUUCAUCAUCGGCAUCGUCAACGACUGUAUCUAUUUCAACCUCGUCCUCGUCCGCCGGUUCCGAUCCCGCUUCUCCCUCGUCGUCCGCCGGUGGUGGUGAUCAGGGCGAACCAGGUUCGCCCGAUGCGAAAAAGAGCAAACUCGAGCUGGUUGCCGCCGGGGUCGCAAGGGUGGCCCGAGAGCAGCAGAAAAAGUUCAUUCCUCAUCAGUUGAGCGAACAUAAUGCGGCGCUACGUCAAUCGUUGCUUGAGAACCACCAACAACAACAGCAACAACUGCUUCAAAAGGCUCAGCAGCAACAGACGACACUCGUCGGUGCCGGCGGACAACCGCCGGUCGCCGACGUGAUCGUGAUAGACGACGACAGUAAAUCGGAGAACGAAUCCAGCGAACGUGCCGAGAACGAAAAGCCGGCCGUCGAUUCAAGCCACGAGCCGACGAGUGUGCCGGAGUUAAACCUUAUGGGUCAAGAUCCAGCCAGUUUGCGGUCGCAACCAAUGUUUGCUUUUAUGAGCAACAACGAAGCGACCACGAUCGAGGUGGUUAAACCACGUCGCACGCGGGGCACUUCCCGGGGCGCUGGAGGAGGCCGCCAGUCACGAAGGGGAGCCGGAGGUGGACGCGGUGCAGUGGCAAAGCAGCAACCAGUCGUCACCGAGGAAGCACCUCGAUUAAACCUUCCGGAGCUUUUGGUGAAUCACGACGACAAUGACGAGGGCUCGAGUUCGGACUGCAUGAUCGUGGACGAUCCGAGCGCCACAACGACGACGAUCUCUUCCGUUCCCACGGCGCGGAGUGGAUUAUCGCUGGAAAGUCUACUUCUCGGCGGAGGUGGCAUCAAACAACCCGGACUUUACAAUGCCACCCACGCCGGAGGCUCCAAUGAGCUGGAGAAAAACGGUACCGCCAGUAACAGCUCGAUCGGAAGUGUAAGUAGCUCCAUCGGAAGCACUCCGAUACCGGCGGCAUCACCGGCGACUACCACUCCCGGCGUUCGCAUGAGCACCAGACGCGGUGCGGGACAGUUACUCAAGGAGGUGCUAGCGAACAAACACCACGAUCGAGAUUCCGGUGUGGAUGAUGAGGCGAGAACGGACGGCGAAAGUGGACCCCACCUUGGUGGACCUACACCUUCGAAGCGUCCGCGCGGACGACCGAAAAAGCAGUCGGUCGACCUAACGAUGGAAACGAAUGGUACUGGAGGAAGCAGCAGCUCGCUGGAAGGCAACGGAGGCACCAUCCCGGACAGCAACAUGAUGAUGGCAUUGGCCAUGAUGAGUGGUGGUGCCGGCGGCGCGGAGGGUGUUACGUUCUUGCGACCGGACGGUCCCGGAAUGCUCGGCACGCAACAGCUGAUGGAAGGAAUCAUGCCACUGCCAAUUACACCAGUACGAACGCCAAGGACCAGAGGACGAGGACGGGGUAGAGGAAGAGGUAAAUUGGCGCUUCUGGAUGGAGCAACUGUUGCCCAAAGCCCCAAUUUGGACCCUCUCGAUGCUUCGAGGAGGAAUUUUGCUUUACCUCCAGGAGUGGGAGGUUCGGGCGGAAAUGGAGAUCCUCUGUUUAUCGAUCCCGCUGCAGACCCUACAAGUUUCAAUCUGCUCUUCAAUCACGCCGUUACGCCGCGCGGGGCAGGAAGUGUACGUACGCGUGGCGGACGCAGAGGUGUCGGUUCGAGGGGAGCCAGAACGCCCAGGGGCGGUGGUCGUGGUGCUGCGAAGGCUGCUAGAGCCGCUCUGUUAUUGGCCAAUACGCCAAUUGUGGGCCAAAUCUCACCGGAAGCGAAUGAAGAAGGUAUCGUAGAACCGAAUGAUCCCCUGGAGUCACCGAAAUCCCAGCCUUCGGGAGAUAGUCCUUCGACCGGAACUCCAGUGGGUGGAAGGGGACGAGCGCGUGCCCCGAGAGGAUCCGGAACGGCAAGCAAGCGGAACGCAACGGCUUCGGGCAGAAAGGCACCAAGAGGCAAGAAGGCUCAAGAGGCUGCGGCAUUGCUGGCGGCGGCAGAAGCAGCGGCAAGUCCCAAGAAUGCGAUAAAUCCUGCCAACGCAAGCAAUACCAUCUUCAUGACACCGAUGGCCGGUGGAUUGGAUUUAAAUCGACCGAGGUUGCAUGUACGAGAGCUGAAAACGCCGAAAAAUGCAAUCAAAUCCAAUACCCCUCCGUCGAGUGCCCAGACAACUCCACUGGCGGGUCCAACGCCCGCUGGUACACCCGGCGAGACGACUCCCGGUGAUGGCGGGUUACAGGUGUUCGAAGAGGACACCCGUAUGAGCGGCGACUUCAAUUUUACCACCCCCGUACGGUUGAUGAUGAGCAGCGGGGAUGGGUGUCUGCAGCCGAACGAGGAAUCCCAGAGUUCGUACCUGAGUAGCACAAGCGUCACGCAGGAUGCCACCGGCGCCAGUGCCACCGGUGGUCAACCGCAGCCCCCGGCAGGAGCGGCAGAUGGUCUUGUGCCUGCAAGUGCUUCGUCGACGUCGGACGCACAGAAGGAUUCGCUGGUGGGUGCAAUUUCGGCCGGCAACAGCAACAGCAGCAGUAGCCGGCGGCCAAAAGGCAAGAUGGAAGUACUUGAUGCGCAUCGGGCGGCAUUUACGGUAGAGCUGUUGGCAGAAUAUGAGUGGCCACGGCCAAGCCCGGGCACGCGAGGAACCGAUACGUUCAUGCUGCAGGAGCAGAUAGCCGAGUAUCUGGGUGUGAAGAGCUUCAAGCGAAAGUAUCCGGAUUUGAUGCGACGCCCGGUGGAUAUGGAGGAGCGCAACUUCUUGCUGGAGCAGGGUCUCGCGUCGGAGAAGAUGUGCGACCUCGGUCUGACGGCGGUCUAUGCCUCCGAGAUAUUGGACAUCAUGUGCUCGGACUAUCCGGAAAAGUACGAAGAGUACACGAGGUACACGCGCGAGAAGCACUUCCGAGAACUGAGCAUCCGCCAGCAGCGGCAACAGCUGGAAGCAUUUACUUCCAAUGCAGCAACACCUGCUGUGGCCGCCGUACCGAUCGAUCGGGUGAAGCUACAAAAGGAGAAAGCCAUCGAAUCGGCCGCAAGUUGGAAUAGCAGCUUUAACAGAGAACGAAGGGACACGCGACGCGCAUGCAUGGAUCUGCAGACGUACGUCGUACAAGUGCCGAAGCGGUAUCAAUCAACUCAAGCGCAAUCGAAAGCGAAAUCGGAAGGGGCUACAAAUUACCCAGUUGCACUGGUCCCUGGACAGUUCAGCGAGUACUACACUACCUACACACCGGAAGAGUUGGCCUGCUACCCGAUCAAUACCAUCCUUUUGGAUCCGGAGCAACUGAAGGAGAUCGUCUCCUCGGAGCGCUACCGUAGGCUGGUGGCCGCAGAAGAGGCCCGGCUCCAGGAAAGCGAUGAUGAUAGCAGCAGCAGCAGUAGUAGUAGCGGCGGAAGCAGUGAUGAGGACAGCGACACAAGUAGCAGCAGCAGUAGUGACGAGGACGAUGACGGAGGUAUAUCCACUGACAGUAGCUGUAGCUCGUCGUCAGCCCAGUCCUCUACAUUCUCCGACUGUGACCACUGUGACGCUAGCGGUGUUAAGAAAGAGCUAGAUCGCCGAAAGCGAACGGGCAUGUCGGUGGAUUGUGAAAAGAAUGACGACAUUUCUAUCACCGCCGCCAGUGGUCCGCCUGUGAGACGAUCGAGUCGUGCUUUGAGUGCUGGCACGGUCGUCGGAUCCACACUCGUCGUGGAAACUAAAGAUCCUACUGAUUCAGACGACUCGGAUGUUCCACUUAUUGCGCACGCCGUGAGAAAAAAGAAUCUACAAUCCUCCACCAACGCUGCCGCCCCUCCACAUCCCUCCGCAGGGGGAGGUAAACGGAUGCAGGAAAAUAUGAGCCCUGUGAAACGGCCGCCUUUAGAUCCAUUCAUGUGUGCCGUGUGUCUCGGUCCGGAGAACAAAAAUCGGUACAGCAAACCGGAGCGGUUUGUACGUUGUAAUCGUUGUCGGCGGAAAGCGCAUCCUUCGUGUAUCGGUAUGUCGUCGGUCAUGUACCGACGUGUGCAGCAGUACAAGUGGCAGUGCUCUGAGUGCAAACUGUGCAUGAAGUGCAACCGGUGCCCGUUGGCUACCGACAGCAAGAUGGUGUACUGCGAUCAGUGCGAUCGUGGCUACCAUUUGGCUUGCAAGGGUCUGCGGAACCUACCGGAAGGCCGUUGGCAGUGCAGCAUCUGCACGAUCUGUGGCCAGUGUGGGGCCCGCACCCCCGAAGGUCAUCCAAAUCCGCACCUAAACGCUCAACAGCGACAGCAUCUGGCAAUGGUGGCCGAAUGGACGCACGAGUAUGGUGUGAACGAAUUGACGAAGAUACGGGAACACUUGCGGACACUGUGCGUACCGUGCGUGCGCCAGCGACGGCAAAGGCUCCCACAACCGGAUCAAACUUCGCCGAUCGCAACUGUCGUCCAGCAGGAUCCCCAUGGUGGUGGUGGUAGCCCCAUUGUGUCGAGCAAUUGUGAAACGAAGGCAAUUCUUAACAAUAACAACAAUCCAAGCGAUCAGCGAAAACAGCCACAACCGGCACAACCAUCGCUACCCGUUCAACGGCAGGGCGUUGCGGUUGGUGGGAUGUCUGACGCGGGAGCGGCAGGUUCGAUAAAACCGCAAUCACAACAGUAUAUGAUAAACUCCACCACCAUAAAACAGCAACCACCCAUGAUGAUUGUUCAAACCGGUUCUGGUAUCCCCAAUAGUCAUGUGCACUCCGGAACCAAGGGGGGAACGAUGAUUGGUGGGGCGGAGGUACGUAGGUAAAGCAAAAGCUUCCUCUCUGCCCAUGACGAAGGCAUGAGUGCUCGGAAGCGAUCGGAAUGAUUUAGCACAAGACAACCGGGGAUCGAAUGUGCGAGAGAUGGAUAGAGAGAUGUAUACGAAAUGUCGACGUUCUUUAUUUUUUUUUAUUUCUAAAUUCAGCGAAACACGCUUAAAUUUAUUAUAUUUUGUACACUUGGUGUGUUUCAAUGAUGAUCAUUCGAUGCGCGAGGAAUCUGCAACUCUUAUUAUCUGCUUACAUUAUUUUAGUUUAUUAUAGGCGAAACAUAAGGUAUUUCUUCAUAGUAGUGCGUUUUUAGUUUUUCAAACCUUCAGCCGUAUACAUCUUUACGUGUCUCUCGGGCUCUCGACACUCGACUUCGGGCUUUCAAAUUCCCUAUACCCAAAGUAAAAAUGUAAAUCCAGAUGUAAAUACUAUAGUA